Varanus komodoensis (Komodo dragon) is the source of this 1158-nucleotide messenger RNA. RefSeq names its product glycine-rich cell wall structural protein 2-like. Bases 1 to 849 code for a protein of 282 amino acids. Lineage: Eukaryota; Metazoa; Chordata; Lepidosauria; Squamata; Varanidae. The transcript is spliced from 16 exons. The record is from RefSeq and is a predicted model, not a curated record.
AUGCUGCACAAAUUUGCAGGAGUGAAACCUCAAGCCAAUGGCCGAGGGGGUCUUUACUUCCCAUCCCUGGUACAAGGAAAGUAUCCUGCUUAUGGGACCCAAGGACUGUCCACAGGUUUGCGUUAUGGCAUCCCAGCUGGAUAUGGAGGAGCAGGUUACAGAGGUCUUGGUUACCCUCGCGCUGGCCUCCCCUUGGGAGGACUUGGAGCAAGAGGAAAGCCUUCCAAAGCAGGUUAUGGGGCAGGACCCAGUGCUGCUGGCUACCAAGCAAUAGGAACACAGCAAGUGUAUCCAGGUGGUGUUGGAGCUGGAGGCUACCCAAGCAAUGGCCUCCAGAAUGGAUUUGGCAACGGCUAUGGAACUGGAGGAAAUGGGUUUCCCAGUGCAAGAUCUCACCCAGGAGGAUACGGUAACGGUGUUCAAGCUCCCUAUGGCAGUCAGUUAGGAGGACCUGUUGGUGAUUCUGUGGCUGCCAAAUAUGGAGGGGCAGGGCAGCUCCCCUACAGUGGUCAACCACAUCAACCAGAAGCUGCUGGCCUAGGAGGUGAUUACAGUGCUGGAAGAUAUGGUGGGCCACAACUUGGGUAUGGAUCACUGCCUGGUCGGACACUAGGACUAGAUGGCAAUGGAAACGGGAUGGGAUAUAUGAAUGGUGGAGACCCCCAAGCUAAUGGGCUAGGGGCAGGUGCCUAUGGUCCCCUUGCAGUUGGACAAACACCAGGAGGGUAUGGCAGCCCACUAGGACCUGGACGGGCACUGGGAGCCUACGGAGGAAAAGAAGCUAAGUAUGGCAUGAAUGGAUUUAUGGGAAAUGGAUACAGAGUUCGCUGCCCUUCUGGAAAAUGCUGAGAAACAGUGUUGCUCUGCAGAACUCCCUGCAACAGGAUUCCAGCAACCCAGCAAUCUUUGGUGCUAAGUCUUGAUGACUAACAACAAUGAAGUCUUGCAUUAUAAAGGAUCGUGUCUUUUUCUUAUUGUGUUUUAUUUUAUUAUUAGAAACAUUUAAAAGAAGAAAAAAGUUGCAUGUUAGCUUUUAAAAGCCUUGAAUAGCACUUUCUCCAACAGCUGCUAGCUCAGCAGUGAUCAGUGCUGUAGGCAUGUGCCCUGUAAAUUCCACUGGAGGCCCAGUGUCUUUGCGAUUAAAAAAUACAUCCACGG